AUGGACGCUCCCCGGAAUCGAAAGCAGCGCCGGGCUGCUGCCGCGGCCGCGAAUACCACCGAGACGACCUCUGAACAUCCCGACAUUCCGCUCGCGCUUCCUGACCGCAGCCAAGAUGGCAAGCGCGAUACACCGACUUUAUAUGACAUCAUCGAGCAGCGACAAAGGGAGCUCCUGAAGCAAGCGGAGAGUCUGAAUAGCCAGUCGGCGCCGGGGAGGAGCCAUAUCCCAUCGUCUCGAUCAUCGGGGACACGGAUCGUGACGGUCGACGAGUCGGGAAACCUGGUGGAUGCGGAUGGCAAGAUUGAUAGUGAGCUGUUGGCGGGCAAAAGGGAGGGAGGGCGACGAAUGCAGAAACAACAGCGCAAUGCGGCGUCGAAAGUAGACGGUGACGAUGGCGAGGAUGAGGAAGACGCCGAGAUUGAGGUUGACGAUCAACCUCUGCCUCCUCUCAUUGAUACAAUCUUGCUCUCUAUUCCAUUGACCACGCUCCACUUGACCCUCGCCUACCUUGCUGCUCAUCAAUACGCGGAAUCCACCAAUGUCCCGGCUCUGAUCAAGGAAUCUAUCUCGAUCACAUUCCCUUUACUCAGCUUCCUUGUUCAUCUCAUGCACGGUCACAUCGUCUCGUUCAGAUUGCAUCACCGUCUCGGCUUUCUCACCGCGACCUCCCAGCCCAUUGCAGUACUCCCGCUGACUCGAGAAAAGUUCUCCAUGUCUUUUCUACGACGGUUGCUUUUCCCGCCGACUGCACGAACGAUCAUGUUGUUGCCGAUUGCGGCUUUGCUAGGUGCACAUUUGGUCGCGGUGACGAAUGGGGAGCCAUAUUACGCGGUGAUGAAGAAGGCGCCUGCGUAUGGUACCAUGUGGAUUUGGUGUAUCUUGGAAAUGUCCUUUGGGCCGGCGGUCCUGGGAGCGUUGGGUCCCUUGGUUUGGGGAGUUUAUUGGAAGGGAUAUGGAAUUUUCUGA
Messenger RNA from Penicillium oxalicum, 969 nucleotides. RefSeq lists its product as uncharacterized. Lineage: Eukaryota; Fungi; Ascomycota; Eurotiomycetes; Eurotiales; Aspergillaceae. Bases 1 to 969 code for a protein of 322 amino acids. The record is from RefSeq and is a predicted model, not a curated record. The transcript has a single exon.